AUGCAGAGAAUGUUCCAAAAAAAGACAGAGUCGGGCUCAAAAAAAAGACGUCAAAGAGCAAAAAGAAAUAGAAGACAACUUACUGCUUCCAUAACUGCUAUAAAUGCACAACUAGUGGUAUUAUUGCAACAAAUCAGUAGUCUUCAAAUGCAAGUAUCAAAUAUAGCAACAACAACUACAACUUCAGCACCAGCAGGACAAGUACCAUGA
This is a messenger RNA of Strongyloides ratti, 210 nucleotides long. RefSeq lists its product as hypothetical. NCBI's taxonomy places the organism in Eukaryota, Metazoa, Nematoda, Chromadorea, Rhabditida, Strongyloididae. The transcript is spliced from 2 exons. The record is from RefSeq and is a predicted model, not a curated record. Bases 1 to 210 code for a protein of 69 amino acids.